CUGAUUCAGCAGCAAUCUAGCCUCCACUGAGUCUUCUACACAGGUAGAAGAAAGAAGAUCAUAUCCAAAAAAAGACAGUAUCUUGGGCUAUGGACAAAAUCAGUGGGUUAUCAGAUGACUUGCUGAUUAAGAUAUUAUCGUUUCUUCCAACAGAAGUUGCUGUAUCCACGAGCAUUUUGUCAAAACGAUGGGAGUGUCUUUGGAUGUGGUUGCCAAAACUCAAGUUCUAUGGUAGAUAUGGUUUAGCGUCUGAGGAAAAUAGUUUACAACGUUUUCUUAAUAGAAAUCUGCCAUUACAUAGAGCUCCGGUUAUCGAAAGCUUCCAUCUCUUCUUGGAAUCUUCCUGUUUUAAACCUGAAGAUAUCAAGCUGUGGCUUGUAGUUGCACUUUCUCGCCACCUAACCAAACUGAAAAUUACUUAUCGUUAUUCCAACAAGCCAUAUAUAUUACCGAGUAGCUUGUAUACCUGCAAAUCGCUCGUGACCUUGAAACUCCGUGGUAGGAUUCGUUUGGAUGUUCCUCGCAGGGUUUGUCUUCCCUCUCUGAAAAUUUUACAACUUCUAAUAGAUAGAUACUUAGAUGGAGAAUCUCUUCGAAAGCUUCUAACUAUUUGCCCUGUUCUUGAAGAUCUAGUGGUACAUUUUGAUAGGGACACGUACGAUAUGGGUUUGGUCACUGUUAACGUCCCAUCUUUGCAGAGUUUAUCACUCUAUGUACCUGGUGAUACUGCAAUUAUUUUUGAUGAAUUAGUGAUAGAUACUCCUUGUUUGAAGUAUUUCAAACUUGAGGAUCUUGAUGAUGGGGGUGAUGAUGGUCACUCAUGUUUGAUUAAGAAUAUGCCCUACUUGGAGGAUGCAUAUGUAGAUGUUAGAUACCGUGAUAUUUCAAGUCAUAUCGGAUCAUUCACAUCGGUCAAGCGUCUUACGAUAUGUUCAGAGACCGUGUAUGGUGAUGGUUUUGUCUUCAACCAGCUUGAACAUUUGACGCUAUGUGUAUGCACAGAUAAGUUGAAUCUCCUUGUCCGGUUGCUUGAAGAUUCUCCUAACUUACGAGUCCUAGACAUUGUUGAAAUGGAUCAUUAUGAUUCGCAUUGGGAGUAUCCACCGAUUACUGUUGAUGAAUGUAUUCUGUCGAGUUUAAAAACCUACAACUGGUCAGAAUACUUGGGAAGAAGGCCACAAGAGAAAGAUCUUGCGGUUUACGUCUUGGGAAAACGUUGGUCGCUUGAAGACUGCAACAAUCUCGUCUGAGACAUGUUUCUAUAUUCCAAAACUUGAGAUGAUUAAGGAAUUGUCAACCUUCUUUCGGUGCAUCAACCACAUGCCAACUCGUAUUUG
Arabidopsis lyrata subsp. lyrata is the source of this 1337-nucleotide messenger RNA. Its product is annotated as FBD-associated F-box protein At4g10400-like. Gene Ontology annotation, molecular function: protein binding. The record is from RefSeq and is a predicted model, not a curated record. The transcript is spliced from 4 exons. NCBI's taxonomy places the organism in Eukaryota, Viridiplantae, Streptophyta, Magnoliopsida, Brassicales, Brassicaceae. The coding region runs from base 90 to 1250 and encodes 386 amino acids.